Messenger RNA from Wyeomyia smithii (pitcher-plant mosquito), 2072 nucleotides. RefSeq names its product CLIP domain-containing serine protease B9-like. Gene Ontology annotation, biological process: proteolysis. The transcript is spliced from 3 exons. The coding region runs from base 622 to 1569 and encodes 315 amino acids. Gene Ontology annotation, molecular function: serine-type endopeptidase activity. The record is from RefSeq and is a predicted model, not a curated record. NCBI's taxonomy places the organism in Eukaryota, Metazoa, Arthropoda, Insecta, Diptera, Culicidae.
UUUUUUUAAAUUCCAUUGGAAUAGUUCACCUUUUAAAUAAUUAAUUUAAGAAAAUGCUAUCGGUCGCCUGAUAGGCCGGGAAUAGGUUGUUUACCUUUUCUGAAGAUAAAACAUUCCAAUAAACGAAAUGGUGAAGGUACAAUAAUUAGAUUCACUUUACAAUUACACUGGCUACAAAAAUGAAAUUUUUACUCUAAAAUGUUCGAAGUACUACAGCAAACAAACAUCAAUCAACUGUCAUACACUCGUAUCCGCAAUUGCAUUCCGUCAUCGUUGUGUUCGGCACAUUAGAAGGGCACAAACGGUAAAUCGCAACUCGCUUUCCCGAUUGCUGCCGACUCGUUCUAACGUUUUCAUCGUUCUCUGAUUAACUUUCGCAACCCGAUUGCCACUGUUUCGAGUGCGCACACCGCAGUAGAACGGAAUAAAGAAACAGCUUGCCGUAAAACCGGCUUAUCACACCUUUUCUCCCUGGUCGAAAAAAUCCCCGCUGGUCAGUCGAAAUGUGGCGAUCGACACGAUCGUCGGCAGUCAGUUAGUCUACAUUCGUCAGCCGAUCGUGUCUGUUGAAUUUCACGUGCCUAAAGUGGAACCUUAUUCGUUAAUUAGCAUAUUCUAACGAUGAUCCCCCGGUUACCAAUACUCGGAGGAUGUUUACUUCUACUACUGAUAGUUGUUCAGGAUACCCAACAAGAAUGUAUGACCCCGACACGCAAACAUGGCUCGUGUCUGUCAAUCUACGACUGCAACAGUAUACUGUCCUUCUUUGGUCAUCGUCUUUUGUCCUGGGAGGAACGUGAGUUCCUGCGGCUCUCGGCCUGUUCGGGGGCCCCAUCUGGUCGUUCGCCCUUCGUUUGCUGCCCGGAUAAGGUAACGAAAUUGCCGGGCGUACCUGCUCAACCAUCGACGACCCACCAGCCACCGGCUGUGGAGAUAACAUCGACAAGCCCCCCGGCACAGACGACACAUGAACCACCAGUUGUGAACAUACCAUCAACAAACCCCCCGCUAGAACCGAAAAAUCGUGCCGAAAUCAGCGGCGGUGUUUUACCGGAUCCUAAAAAGAACGAAUGCGGUGUUAGCAUCGGGAUGCGAAUCUAUGGCGGUGAGAACGCGGACAUCGAUGAAUUCCCCUGGCUGGCACUGUUGGAGUUUGAAAAUUUCCGAGGAGAACGCAAAUUCAGCUGCGGAGGAUCGUUGAUCAACAGUCGGUACGUGAUAACGGCGGCGCAUUGCGUGAUUGGUGAGGUGCAACACAAGGAAGGAGAAUUGGUCAGCGUUCGGUUGGGCGAAUAUGAUACUACCACCGAAAUCGAUUGCAUCGAACAGGAUAACGAAAGAAUCUGCGCCGAUCCGCCGCUAGACGUGCCAAUCGAGGAGAAGCUGCCACACCCGGAGUACAACGAAACGACUAAGCUAAAUGAUAUCGCGCUGUUGCGGCUUAACCGGGACAUUCGUUACUCGGAUUUCGUUCAGCCAAUUUGCCUUCCGCAUGCGGAAUUCAAACAGUCAGCUGCCGGAGAUAUCGCCUUUGUGACCGGAUUCGGGCGGACGCUGAAGGGUGAGUAAUUUUUGCGAUUCAUCUUAUUUUUGGAAAUAUGGUAUCACGUCUUUUUUGUAACAUAUAAAACAACGAAAACAUUAGAGAAGGUUCGACUUUAGUGGCGAUCAAAUUUAUAAAGACUUCAUUAUUUUCAAUAUCGUCGUUGAAACCAGGCCACAGGAGACACGAGGUCUUUCAAAAAGAUUUUUAUGAGUCCAAAUGAUUGAAGGUAGUAAAAAAAAUGAGAAAAUCAUCUUGUUUAGUUCAAAUUGAUGGACCACUGAGGCACCAAAAGAACAAAUAGUUUUCACAGAGUGGCGAAAAAGUUCUGAAAAUCAAAUUACCUGGUUUUCCAUGAUAUUCCCUGAUAUUCCCUGAUAUAUAACAAUAAUUUUUCUGAUAUUUUUAAGCAUUCGACACAAAAAACUGCAACGUGGAUUAACGCAAGACGGAAAUCCCAGUAAAAAAAAUAUCCAUUCUAUAUAUUAUAUCGAAAUGCAUCAAAUUUUAAACGCUUAAGCUAUAAUGU